Oppiella nova is the source of this 3208-nucleotide messenger RNA. The record is from the annotation of a GenBank genome assembly. NCBI's taxonomy places the organism in Eukaryota, Metazoa, Arthropoda, Arachnida, Sarcoptiformes, Oppiidae.
AUGGGUACUAUCAUAAAAAGGGAAGAUUCGAGUUUCAUGAUGUGGACAUCGAGGGAGACCCCUAUGCUAUUGGGCUAUUACCACGACAAGAGGAAUGGCAUUAUGAAUGUCCUAAUCAGUGUAUUUGACUUUCAAAAUGAUUUCGACCCCAAAUUUAUUGCCAAAGAGUUGAGUGCUUUAGGUAUCAGUGAAUUGAUUGAAGAGGAAAGACACGAACAAUGGGGACAUUUGGUCGGUUCGGUUCAGUUUGACAAUCAAUUGAGUAAAGAUGUGUUUUUAUGGGGAAAUAAAUUCAAACAAUACCUCAACAGUUGGGACAACCGAAAGGCGGUCAGAAUUUAUGGCUUCUCGUGUAAGAGCUUUGCUUUUCAUGUCGGCGCCGUACGAUCUCUACAUAAUUAUCGGUUUAGAUAUGGCUAUGCAGUGGAUGUCAGUGUGAGUGGAGGCAAAGGCGCUUCAUUGGCAUCUCUCAUGCAAUUGUCCGGCAAUUGUGAGACACAGUUUGUGGCAGUGGAUGUCAGUGUGAGUGGAGGCAAAGGCGCUUCAUUGGCAUCUCUCAUGCAAUUGUCCGGCAAUUGUGAGACACAGUCUGAAAGAAGAGAAUUAUUGCAAAAGUGUUGCCAAGAAGUGAGUGAAAAGUUUGCAAAACAAGAAUUACCGCAACUUAUAAGAGAAGAAAUUGAGACAAAUUUGUUAACAAUUUUCGGAGAAAACUUUGAAUCAAUUCGUUUUGCCGUCCGUUCGUCGGCCUUAAGCGAAGACUCGGAAGAGAUGUCAUCCGCCGGACAAAUGACCACAAUUUUAGGCGUUAAAGGCAUUGAAGACAUUAGUAAUGCUGUUAUGAAGUGCUGGUCGUCUCAGUUUGAAUUCGUUGCCGUCGAGUAUAAGAGAGGGUACGGACAGGAAAUUAAUAGUCCGAUGGCUGUUGUCAUACAAGAGAUGAUUGACUGUCAGGCGGCGGGAGUUAUCUUGACAUGUGAUCCACUGUCUGGUGACGAACGCAAUGUUGUUAUAACUGGUAAUUAUGGGAUCGGAGAGAGUGUAGUGUCAGCCGCUGCAGAGCCCGACACUAUCAGACUUAAUGUCCAAAUUGAGUCCAAUUCACUGCUUCAUAAGAGAAACAUUACCGGAAUUGAAAGCAUAGAAAUCGGAUCCAAAUUGAAGUCAAUUAUAUUGAACGAUAAUAACGAGAGCGGAACUAUUGAAGUGAAUACAGUUAAUAGCGAUGAAUGCUGUUUAAGUGACUCCCAGUGCACAACAUUGGGUGAAGUAUCGCUAGAAGUGCAUCGGUUUUAUGGCAAUCCUCGGGAUAUUGAAUGGGGAAUAAGAGACAACGAGAUAUAUUUAUUGCAAUCCCGACCCAUCACUCAUUUGAACAAUUGGUCGGAUUGGGAGGCAAUGCAUGAAAUGGAUUCCGGACAGCAGUCGGAGAGUGAAUACUUUUCGAGGGCUAAUUUGGGUGAAGUAUUUCCGGGCGCCACCUCUCACUUAGGCCUGUCUUGGAUUUUGACCGUUUGGAAUGCUAAUGGAUUCGUGAGUCCAUUCCCGUCCAGUCCCGUCCAGUCCCGUCCAGGCACUUUCCCAUUUGUUGGCGAUGCGAGGUCUAGAAUAUCAAAGUGCAUUCAGAUCGGAAUGUUUGGUCACGAGUUUGGCGAUGAAUACAAUGAACUUAUAGCCGAUUCUAAUGAAAAGGCGCCCAAAAAGUCAAUGCCGUUAACAACGAAAAUCUGGAUAUUCUUGGGUUCAUUCAAAUACUUUCUGACCCCAGGAGUCACUAUAAGAGAAGCGCAGAAAGGGCUCAAAAACUUUGAUAUAUUUGAGGGAAGAAUUGCUUUUACAGCGAAAGACGUAUUCAAGACAUUACUAGAAACGGCUCAUUUGCAGGCACAGAUGGCCUACGCUCACGGAAAGGCUACUAUUUGUUCAAUGGUUUAUAAUGUGGUUCUUCUCGAUAUUCUAAAGAAGAGUAAUAAUGAUAAUAACGAAGUUUCGUGCGCUAAUCAGGUGGUGAGCGCUCAGGUACCUAAUCUGCUCAGAGAUAUUGCAAUCUCUAUUGAAAAUAGACAACAAUUUCGACAAUUGAGUGAUGAAAGGGCUCUCAAAUAUUUACUCCAUUCGGACACAACAGCGUCCAUCAAGUUUAAGAAGUUUUUGUUAGAAUACGGUCACAGAGGGUACAAAGAGUUUGAUCCGAUGGCACUCCAAUGGGCAGACAAUCCUAUCUCGGUGGUUAAAUCGCUCAAAACAAUGUUAAUCGGCGACCGGACUCUGGGGCUAAAGAUAUCCAAAACAAUCGAUGAAACGAUUUCGUCGUUGAAAACACGGCUCACUUUCUCCAAGAAACUACUGCUUAAGUAUCUGUUGAUCCCGUGGUGUCAGAGCGGUAUCAGUCUUAGGGAACAGAGCAAGCAUUAUAUGACGAAGAAUGUCAACCAUUAUAGGCGAGGGUUUUGGCGUUUGGCUAAACUUAUGGUAUCCGAGGGUAGACUACCGGAGCCUGAUUUACUAUUCCAUAUGACUUUACCAGAAGUGGACGCUUUACUCAAUGAAAGAAUGUCAACCAUUAUAGGCGAGGAAGUGGACGCUUUACUCAAUGAAAGGGAUCCCACUAUUAUAGGCAGAGCUAGACUCAGAAGGAAAGUGCACUCAAUUCAAGAGAAGUUUAAAUUUGAUGAAACAAGUAUUGGACCAAAUAUGAGACCCAGAAAUGAUAAUCUAGAUUCUGGAAACAUUGUGUUAAGCGAAGGGGUCGCCAGAAUUAAAGGAACGCCAGUCAGUGCCGGCAAAAUAAGAGGUCGAUGUUGUGUAGCCAUGAGUUUAGAUGAGGCACAGAAUAUUCAGGUUGUGAAUGGAGAUAUACUCAUCACUUAUAGCACAGACAUCGGUUGGAGUCCUUACUUCCCAAUGCUGUCGGGUUUGGCCACCGAAAUAGGAGGUCUUAUAUCGCACGGUGCGGUCAUAGCCAGGGAAUAUGGGUUGCCGUGUUUGGUGGGCGUGGGGGGCGCCCACAGACUCUUUCAAACUGGAGAUGAAGUUGUGAUCGACACAGAAAUUGGAGAGAUUUAUAAAAUAGAUUAACUUUUUUCUUUAGAAACAAUUUCAUAUUUAUUAAAAAGUAAAUUAAUGUAACAAAAAUUGAUUAUAAAACUUAUUGAUAACCCAUUUUGUAGAUAUUAAAGCAUUUUAAAUGGAAGUAUUUAAAAAUGAA